This is a messenger RNA of Sarcophilus harrisii (Tasmanian devil), 951 nucleotides long. RefSeq names its product olfactory receptor 51F2-like. Bases 1 to 951 code for a protein of 316 amino acids. The transcript has a single exon. Gene Ontology annotation, molecular function: G protein-coupled receptor activity; olfactory receptor activity. Gene Ontology annotation, biological process: G protein-coupled receptor signaling pathway. Gene Ontology annotation, cellular component: membrane. The record is from RefSeq and is a predicted model, not a curated record. NCBI's taxonomy places the organism in Eukaryota, Metazoa, Chordata, Mammalia, Dasyuromorphia, Dasyuridae.
AUGUCCUACUCUCCUAAUGGCACUUCCUCAUCUUUGAUCUUCCUCUUGACUGGUGUUCCUGGGCUUGAAAGUGCCCAUACCUGGAUCUCUAUCCCUUUUUGUUGUCUCUACCUAACAGCCCUCUCUGGGAAUGGCUUGAUCUUGUUUGUGAUCAUCACGGAGUCAAACCUCCAUGAACCAAUGUAUUAUUUCCUUUCCAUGCUGUCUACUACUGACCUGGGCUUGUGCAUUUCAACAUUGGUCACUAUGCUGGGCAUAUUCUGGUUCAACACCAGAGAGAUAGGUUUCAAUGCAUGUGUGUCCCAGACGUUCUUCAUUCAACUCUUCACUGUGAUGGAAUCCUCAGUGCUUCUGGCCAUGGCUUUUGAUCGUUUUGUUGCCAUCUGCAAUCCUCUGAGAUACGCCACUAUUUUAACAGACUCCCGCAUUCUCAAAGUUUGGUUGAUGAUCCUCUUUAGAGGGACAAUAAUACUAAUGCCUUUGAUAUUGCUUCUGAAACGACUAUCCUUUUGUCGCAGCCGUGUGCUACACCAUUCCUACUGCUUCCACCCUGACAUCAUUCAGUUAUCUUGUUCAGACAAUAAAAUCAAUAGUGUGCUUGGACUAACUGCCCUCAUCAUCACUGCAGGGGUGGAUUCUAUCUUUAUCCUGCUCUCUUAUGUCCUAAUCAUUAGAACUGUUCUAAGCAUUGCAUCUCCAGAAGAGAGGCACAAGGCUUUCAGCACAUGCAUAUCCCAUAUUGGUGCUGUAGCCAUCUUCUACAUUCCCCUAAUCAGCUUAUGCUUUGUCCACAGAUUUGGGAAAUGGGCCCCUCCAUAUGUACACACGCUCAUGGCAAAUGUGUACCUGCUCAUUCCCCCUGUUAUGAAUCCUAUUAUCUAUAGUGUGAAAACUAAACAGAUUCGUAAAGCCAUCCACAAAGUUCUCUUUCCCAAGGGGAGCCAGGUUUGA